Molecule: messenger RNA, 500 nt
Organism: Myotis lucifugus (little brown bat)
Lineage: Eukaryota; Metazoa; Chordata; Mammalia; Chiroptera; Vespertilionidae
Product: keratin-associated protein 9-1-like
Exons: 2
Coding region: 9-500 (163 amino acids)
Source: RefSeq, a predicted model, not a curated record
CUGACACCAUGUGCUGCUCCCCUUGCUGCCAGCCCAGCUGCUGUGGAUCCAGCUGUUGUGGAUCCAGCUGUUGCCGUCCCAGCUGCUGCUGCCGCCCAUGCUGUGUGUCCAGCUGCUGCCAGCCUUGCUGCCGCCCCAUGUGCUGCUCCCCUUGCUGCCAGCCCAGCUGCUGUGGAUCCAGCUGUUGUGGAUCCAGCUGUUGCCGUCCCAGCUGCUGCUGCCGCCCAUGCUGUGUGUCCAGCUGCUGCCAGCCUUGCUGCCGCCCAUGCUGUGUGUCCAGCUGCUGCCAGCCUUGCUGCCGCCCAUGCUGUGGGUCUAGCUGCUGCCAACCUUGCUGCCGCCCAUGCUGUGGGUCUAGCUGCUGCCAGCCUUGCUGCCGCCCAUGUUGUGGGUCUAGCUGCUGCCAGCCUUGCUGCCGCCCAUGCUGUGUCUCCAGCUGCUGCCAGCCAUGCUGCCGCCCAUGCUGUGUCUCCAGCUGCUGCCAGCCUUCUUGCUGCUGA